AUGUUUGGUUUUCGUACACCGGAUAAAAAGACAGAUAACACAGAGACAUCAAGAAUGGAGAAACCCGGAACAUCCCGGUUUGACCCAUUAUCAAAUAAGACGUCCCACGUAAGGAAAAGCAUUGGAGAAUGGGAGAAUGGAAAAGGGAAGGCAACUCAGUCCCCGACAGAAUCAACAGAAGUAGAAAGGACAAGAAAAAAGGAAACGGCUACAAAAGAGAAAAACGAGAACGUAAGAAGAAUGUCAUCGGAGAUUGUGGUCAUAAGCCCACCAAAGAAACAAAGUAAAAUAGCUGAGGCAAAAGCCUGCGUUACCAAAGCGAAAAUUAAUUUAAAUAUGUCAAGGAACAUUAAGACAGAGAUAAAGACUGGAGUGGCGGAGGCUAUUGACAGGCUGUAUGGAAUUGUUAAGGAAAUGGCUAAAGAAAUGGAAAAAGGAGAAGAGAAGAAACCAAAUGAGAAAGAAAGAAAAAGAGAAAACUUGGAGAAACAAAAGGAAAAGGAGAAGGAACAAGAACAAGACCUAGAAAAAGAGAAAGAGAAAGAGAGUGUCUUAAUCAAGAAGAUGGAAGAACACGCAAAAUUAAUAGAAGAAAGUAAUGCAAAAAUCAGAGAACUAAACGACAAUCUAGAGAAGUACCAAGAAAAAGAAAAACAAACGUACGCAAACGUAGUAACGCAGAACAAAGGGAAAUCGAUGGAGAAAAACGUAAUGCAUUCGGUGGUUGUAACUGCUAAAGACGAGAAUGAAACAGGAGAAGAAGUACUGAAUAGAAUUAGGAAAGCUGUAAAUGCAAAAGAUGGAGAAAUAGCAGUUGAAAGGAUACGCAAGGCGAAGGACAGAAAAGUUAUCGUAGGAUGCAGGACGGAACAGGAUAGAAAACAACUAAAAGAAAGGCUAGAAACUGUAAAAGACCACUUAGAAGUACAAGAGAUCAAAAAUAAAAAUCCGCUAGUUAUCUUGCGAGAUGUAUUCAAAUAUAAUAGCGACGAUGACGUAUUAGCCGCGUUGAGAAACCAGAAUAAGAAUAUUUUUAAAAAUCUAGAAGAAGAAAAGAUGGAGAUUAUAUACAAAAGGCGAGCCAGAAAUCCACACGCAAACCAUAUUGUCAUGAGAGUGGCCCCUCAAAUAUGGCAAAGAAUGGUCGAUGCAGAAAGAGUCCAAGUAGACUUGCAGAGAAUCAGGGUCGAAGACCAGUCGCCGGUAAUACAGUGUUCGACGUGUUUAGGCUACGGACACCCGAAAAGACUCUGCAAGGAACAGGUGGAAAAGUGCAGCCACUGCGGAGGACCGCACAAAAAGGUGGACUGCACAGACUGGCUCGCCGGGACUGAUCCAACAUGCUGCAAUUGCAAGCAUGAAAAGUUGGACAGAGCGGACCAUAACACUUUCAGCCACGAGUGCCCGAUAAGAAAGCGGUGGGACGCCUUGGCGCGGUCUGCCAUUUCAUAUUGCUAA
Molecule: messenger RNA, 1458 nt
Organism: Papilio machaon (common yellow swallowtail)
Lineage: Eukaryota; Metazoa; Arthropoda; Insecta; Lepidoptera; Papilionidae
Product: zinc finger CCCH domain-containing protein 13-like
Exons: 1
Coding region: 1-1458 (485 amino acids)
Source: RefSeq, a predicted model, not a curated record